Messenger RNA from Morchella importuna, 675 nucleotides. RefSeq lists its product as uncharacterized. Lineage: Eukaryota; Fungi; Ascomycota; Pezizomycetes; Pezizales; Morchellaceae. The record is from RefSeq and is a predicted model, not a curated record. Bases 1 to 675 code for a protein of 224 amino acids. The transcript has 3 exons.
AUGCCCCGCACCACCCGCUCCAAAAAACCAAAACACCGCACCUCCUCCCGCCCAAAACCCAAACCCACAGCUCCCACCGCCGACGCCGCGGCCGCUUCUUCCAGCGCCAGCGCCGACGACACGGGCCCAGUAUUCUUCUGGAAGCCGCACGAAGUGCCUCACGGCAUCUUCUCGCAAUGGUACGAAGCGCCGUUCACCGCGCCCGAUCCCUCGGGCAGUGGUACCGUGACAUAUAACACCGCUGAACAAUUCAUGAUGCACCAGAAAGCGCUCCUCUUCAACGACCCCGCCAUCGCCGCCGAGAUCCUAGAGACCACUAACCCGCGACUGCAGCGGUCGCUAGGGCGCGCGGUGAAGGGCUUCGACGAGGGCGUGUGGGUGGCAAACAGGAGCCGGAUAGUCGAGGAGGUGAGCUACCACAAGUUCAUAAAAGACCCAGCGGUGUUGUUGGGGACGGGGGAGAGGGAGCUGGUGGAGGCGAGUCCGAGGGAUGCGGUGUGGGGGAUUGGGAGGGGCGCGGUGAGGGGUGCGUUGGAGGAUAGGGAGGGGAAGAGGAUUAGGGCUGAGAAGGAAGCGGCGACGGAGAAGGAGGCGGCAGUGGGCGAGAAGGGGAGGAGGAGGCGGAGGAGGCGGAGAAGACAGAGGUGGUGGGUGAUGGUGAGUGAGAAGUUGUGA